AUGAUGCCGACGUGGCCAGCCGCUGCUCCCCCUCCCCCUGUGGGAGCCCAGCCGGCUACUCCUUAUGCUGCCUCUUAUCCACUCGACUGGCCUGAUUCUGUCCGUCGUUACGUCCAGCGUUGUUUCAUGCCGAGCAACCUUGAUCCCACCGUCUCUAGAGCCGACCUGGAAUCAAAGCUCAAAGAAACUAUCACCUGGGCUAACGAGCAAGGUGUUAUGCACACCCUCGAUUGGGACUCGAUGCCCCUCCCUCAGCAAAUGAUACGUGACGAGCGUACUAGAGCACUCCUUGCCCCCCCUCCGCCACCUCCGACUGCGCAGCCACUCCAACAGACCAACGUCCAGAUGACGAACGAAAUCACCCUCCCUGUUGGAAAGAAGAGGAAAUCGAUGGAUGGGACUGACGUUCCCAAUCUUUCCUCUGCCUCAGCUCUUCCACCUUGGAGGACUGCAUCUCUUCGAUUAGAGGAUCGUGUGUCCUCGCCUUCCGAUAAGAACAUGGGCGCACCCGAUUCUCCUAAGCAAUCGAGUAAGUUCGCAAGAAUGGAAAAGCGACUGAAGCGCUUUGAGGGCGAGUACACGACGUACCGUGAACCAACCCCGCCCCCUACUGCUGGACCAAUAGUUGGCACCUGCCAAGAUCUGGAGAAGCCCUAUCUUCGUCUGACCUCUGCGCCCAAUCCGGCCAAAGUUCGCCCUCCUCACAUCUUGCGGCAGUCUUUGGAGCUGCUCAAGAAGAAGUGGAAGCAAGAUCAAAACUACGGCUACAUCUGUGAUCAGUUCAAGUCCAUGCGACAGGACCUCACAGUGCAGCGUAUUCGCGACGAAUUCACAGUUGAAGUAUACGAAAUUCAUGCCCGGAUUGCCUUAGAGAAGGGGGAUCUCGGUGAGUAUAAUCAGUGCCAGACCCAGCUCAAGAGCUUGUAUAAGCUGGGCCUGAAGGGCAAGCCCAAUGAGUUUAAGGCAUACCGUAUUCUGUACUACAUCCACACAGCAAACCGCACAGAGCUGAAUAACGCUCUGGCAGAUCUAACCCCAGCAGAGAAAAGGGACCCAGCAAUCAAACAUGCGCUUGAUGUUCGCUCCGCCCUCGCCUUGGGCAACUAUCAUCGUUUCUUCCAGCUCUACAAUGAGACGCCUAACAUGGGCGCCUAUCUCAUAGAUAUGUUCGUUGGCAGAGAACGUCUCGCUGCUCUUUGCGCCAUUUGCAAAGCAUACAAGCCCGAUGUUCCUCUGCGCUUCGUCACUGAGGAACUGUAUUUCGAAUCUGACGUCGAAGCCGCGCAGUUUAUCAUCGACAACGGAGGCCAAGACCUUCUCGAGGACCGGAAUGGCACCAUUGUGUUUCUCACUGCCAAAGCUGGCCAACGCUUCGAGGGUCCCAAGGCCGCUGCCUUCUCGCGCAUCGACAUCAAGGGCCAGAUCUAA
This is a messenger RNA of Thermochaetoides thermophila DSM 1495, 1428 nucleotides long. RefSeq lists its product as uncharacterized. The transcript is spliced from 3 exons. The record is from RefSeq and is a predicted model, not a curated record. Gene Ontology annotation, cellular component: nucleus. The coding region runs from base 1 to 1428 and encodes 475 amino acids. NCBI's taxonomy places the organism in Eukaryota, Fungi, Ascomycota, Sordariomycetes, Sordariales, Chaetomiaceae.